AUGGUGAAGCUGAAGGAUUUUGUGAGGUCUGCGCACUUUCUACAGUAUACCCCAAUCACGUCUGCAUCUCCUAUUAACCAUGGCCUUUUAUUAAUUGACAAUGAUGAUUCUGAGGACUCAAAGAGUAGCUCGCGAGAGCUGACGUGUAAUGAUUACACUGUGGGAUGGAUCUGUGCGUUGCCAAAGGAGCAGACCGCGGCGAUAGCUAUGCUCGACCAUACACACCCCGAACUAAUCAAGCCGCCAUCUGACCCCAAUGCCUACACACUGGGAUGUAUCGGCGAGCACAAGAUUGUCAUAGCCUGUCUCCCGAAAGGGAAGCAACUUCUGCAACGCAGAUGGUGCGGGCUUUUCCGUCUAUCAAGUCCAGUGGGAUAUGGGCAAGGCGGAAGCAAACGGCUACUUCAAGCGGACUGGUGCGCUGAACAAUCCACCAACCGCACUGUUGACGCAUUGACGAAACUUGAGACCAAGCAUGAGAUGCAUGGAACUCAGAUCAAUCAAUACCUUGACGUCUUGGGGAAAAGAUAUCCGAACUUGAUAUCGAAAUAUACCUGGUCCGAUUCCCUCAAGGACCCCAUUUCCAUCACGGGACUUUCUGAUGGUGCUCGGAGCAGAUGGCAAUACAUGUGUGUCACAUUUUGGGAAAUGAUAUUAGCUGUCUUCAUGUGUGUCUCAGGAUUGGCGGUGCUUACAGCCAGUCCUUCGGCAGAGCGAGAAGCUAAAGCAACGAAUAUUGCCGUUGAUCAGCUUCGAAGGAAUCCAAGGGACAUGCGCGUGCAUUAUGGUCUUAUCGCAAGCGGUGAUCAGGUAAUCAAAGACGCCGUGGCUCGAGACAGUCUGAAUAAGAGCCUUGGGGGAAUUUGUGAUUAUGCCGACGCGCAGAAGACCAAGGAUUGGCAGGAAUACGCGGCAGCUGUGGCUGCGGCAUGUGCGAAGGAGCUUCUCGAAUACGUGCAACCAAGUGAUGUUGAAGCAGAACGCCCGAUGAAAGAUAUCCUGGGUGAAAAAUAG
Messenger RNA from Penicillium longicatenatum, 1014 nucleotides. RefSeq lists its product as uncharacterized. The record is from RefSeq and is a predicted model, not a curated record. Gene Ontology annotation, biological process: nucleoside metabolic process. The transcript has 3 exons. NCBI's taxonomy places the organism in Eukaryota, Fungi, Ascomycota, Eurotiomycetes, Eurotiales, Aspergillaceae. Bases 1 to 1014 code for a protein of 337 amino acids. Gene Ontology annotation, molecular function: catalytic activity.